Histoplasma mississippiense is the source of this 897-nucleotide messenger RNA. RefSeq lists its product with no specific name. Lineage: Eukaryota; Fungi; Ascomycota; Eurotiomycetes; Onygenales; Ajellomycetaceae. Gene Ontology annotation, molecular function: pyridoxal phosphate binding; molybdenum ion binding; catalytic activity. The transcript is spliced from 3 exons. The coding region runs from base 1 to 897 and encodes 298 amino acids. The record is from RefSeq and is a predicted model, not a curated record.
AUGACAAAAAGCCUGAAAAAACAUGCAGGUCUGCCACAUCCCAGCAAAUGGCCCUGUUUCUCCACAGAUGUGGUAUUCCCCAGCGAGUCUGUGGAUGGAGUCGUCACGGAGGAAGGCAGGAUCUUGGUCAGAUAUCAAGCGCCCAUGGGGCAUCCUGACCGGGAUGCUAUUAAGGAGUUGGAGAUCCCCCGGGAGCCGACAGACCUCCAGGGCCUAAGGGUCCUGGAGGUCGAUAUGUACAACAGCAGGACUCAAGCUUACGAGAUGGACAAGAAAUAUUCGGACUGGUUCUCUGAGUGGUUUGGGUUCGAGGUUUUGUUGGUGUAUCUGGGCGGGAAUCGGAGGCCUGUGCUAGGUAAUGUGCCCCCCAACGCUGCGGCGAAGAGAGCAGUAGCAGGUGCAUCUCAGCCUGCCUUGAAGAAUGCAGGCGGUGGCUGGAUAUCGAAUAUCGCCAAGUCUCUGUUGUAUCUCGGAAGCACCACUCCCUCUGCAAAAAGGGAGGGUGACGAAACCGACGAGUGGAUCACUUUCGCAGAUAUGGCGCCGUACCUCGUCGUUUCGGAAACGUCUCUGGAGGAAGAGGCGUACGAGGAGGACUUCUGGGGAGAGAUCACAGUCCAGACUGAUGUCAAUCUCAUCCUAACAGCGAACUGUGGGAGGUGUGUUAGUAUCAACGUCGACUAUGACACUGGCGCACCGGGCAGCGGCGAGGCGGGAACCAUGCUUAAGAAAUUGAUGAAAGAUCGUCGAGUUGAUAAGGGGAAUAAAUAUAGUCCCGUCUUUGGGAGGUACGGGUUUAUAGAUAAGGGAGCUGAUGGUUUGCAUAUAGAAGUGGGCGAUGACGUUGUUGUGUCACGGAGGAACAAGGAGCGGACGACUUUUUUUUGGCCGAUGUAG